This is a messenger RNA of Arabidopsis thaliana (thale cress), 1277 nucleotides long. RefSeq names its product ferritin 3 (gene FER3). Gene Ontology annotation, biological process: iron ion transport; response to oxidative stress; intracellular iron ion homeostasis. Gene Ontology annotation, molecular function: ferroxidase activity; ferric iron binding. Gene Ontology annotation, cellular component: chloroplast. NCBI's taxonomy places the organism in Eukaryota, Viridiplantae, Streptophyta, Magnoliopsida, Brassicales, Brassicaceae. The transcript is spliced from 8 exons. The coding region runs from base 52 to 831 and encodes 259 amino acids. The record is from RefSeq and is marked reviewed.
CUCACCACAAAACCCUUUCUCCUCCAAUUUCGUCGCACACAGGAAAACAAAAUGCUUCUCAAAGCUGCUUCUACUUUCUCUCUAUUGAACAUUCAUGGAGAGAAGAAAGACAUCUCUCCUCUCUUCUCCUCCUCCUCCUCCAUUUCGUCUCCGGUUUCUUCUGGAAAAUCCGGCAAUCUCUCUUUCCCUCUUCGUGCUUCCAAGAGUUCAACCACUACCACAAGCACGUUGAGCGGCGUUGUGUUCGAGCCUUUCGAAGAGGUUAAGAAAGAGAUGGAUCUAGUUCCAUCUGGUCAACAGCUUUCUCUUGCUCGUCAUUUGUACUCCCCUGAGUGCGAAGCCGCCGUCAAUGAGCAGAUCAAUGUUGAGUAUAACGUGUCGUAUGUGUAUCACGCUUUGUAUGCAUAUUUCGAUCGUGACAACGUUGCCCUCAAGGGUCUCGCCAAGUUUUUCAAGGAAUCGAGUGUGGAAGAACGAGAGCACGCUGAGCUGUUGAUGGAGUAUCAGAACAAACGUGGUGGGAGGGUCAAGUUACAGCCCAUGGUGUUGCCUCAGUCUGAGUUUGAUCAUCCUGAGAAAGGAGAUGCUCUCUAUGCUAUGGAGUUGGCUCUUUCAUUGGAGAAACUAGUCAAUGAAAAGCUCCUAAACCUGCACAGUGUGGCUUCCAAGAACGAUGAUGUCCAGUUGGCAGAUUUUAUUGAGAGUGUGUUUCUGAACGAACAGGUGGAAGCCAUUAAGAAAAUCUCAGAAUAUGUUUCUCAACUUAGGAGACUUGGCAAAGGACAUGGAACAUGGCAUUUCGAUCAGGAGCUUCUUGGUGCUGCUGCUUAAUCUGAGUUUUAGCUGUAAUCUCGCAGUUUGGUUAACUUUUGAGUUAUUUUGAGUAUGAGAUGUAACUUUUAAGGUAGAUUUGAUCAAUAUCGAUUCUGUUGUGAGAGAAAACAAGCUAUUACGCUCCUUGGGGUUAACUUUCUUUGUGUUUUCAGUAUUAUGGUUUUGUCCACUUCGUAAUAUCACUUUCCUUUAGAACAUUUCAAAUCAGCAGUUGUUUUGAGGUGUAAUGUAAUGGUCACUGAUAUUUUCUAUUACCCCUGCAUGAAAGUAGUAUGUUUUAUCAACAAAGUGGUACCAAAACAUUCUCUAUCCAAGAAAACUACAAACUGAGUGAGUGUCCAUACUUACAAAGUUUUGAGUCAAUUUAUCAUUUUCUCAUAUACCAAUCAAAAUCUCACAAUUACAACUACUCUUUUUUUCUUCUUUAUACGAUGAUCUUUUUU